Molecule: messenger RNA, 521 nt
Organism: Triticum dicoccoides
Lineage: Eukaryota; Viridiplantae; Streptophyta; Magnoliopsida; Poales; Poaceae
Product: probable leaf thionin
Exons: 3
Coding region: 1-414 (137 amino acids)
Biological process (GO): defense response
Source: RefSeq, a predicted model, not a curated record
AUGGAAAGCAAACAUUUCAUCAAGAGCGUGAUCAUGUGUGCACUCAUACUGGGACUUGUCCCGGAACAAAUCCAAGUAGCAGAGGGCAAGAGCUGCUGCAGAGACACCAGAUCAAGAAACUGUUACAACGUGUGCGGUUUUAGGUACCCCAGUAGCUCCUGCUCAAAAAUGUGUGGCUGUGUGCUCACAAGGGACCCCACAUGUCCCAGGGAAUACCCUAACCUCAACCUUCUCCCUAGCUCAGCUGAACCAGAUGCCGUUGAGUACUGCAAACUAGGAUGCAGGCUCUCAGUCUGUGACAACGUCAACUCAGCUGAGCUUCGCAAAGACAUGAAAGUCGGCGUGGAGCGCUGCGGCGAUGCGUGCGGCCGGUUCUGCAACGAUGCCACCAACAUUGCAUCCGUCGAUGCUUGAUCAUGUAUGAGCAUGCGCUGAGAUCCCGGUGGCUUACCUUCUUCGUCGUUGCUGCCGCCUCAGCCGUUAUCUAGUUCUUGCUUUAGCUAUGAUAUGUUAGCCUUUGA